AUGGCGGAGGCGGAGGGGGACCAUGAGGCCGACUGGGACGCCUUCCUGGAUAAGUUCCGGGGCCCUGAGCGCUACGAGGGGGCCUUCAGCCCGGAGAACUGGGAGGAGGAAUUUGACAAGAUUCCAGUGUUCAUGAAGAAAGCUCCUUCUGAAAUAGAUCCUAAGCAGAAUCCUGACCUGGCUUGCCUUCAGUCUAUCAUUUUUGAUGAAGAGCAAACUCUUGAAGAGCAAGCAAAGACCUAUAAGAAUGAGGGCAAUAAUUACUUCAAGGAAAAGGAUUACAAGAAGGCUGUGAUAUCAUAUACAGAAGGACUAAACAAGAAAUGUAGUGACCAAGAAUUGAAUGCAGUGCUUCAUACUAACAGAGCUGCUGCCCAGUUUUAUUUGGGCAACUAUCGUUCGGCUCUCAGUGAUGCUAUUGCAGCUAGAAAGCUCAAGCCCAACCACCUCAAAGCAAUAAUUAGAGGAGUCCUUUGCCAUUUGGAACUCAAGCAUUUUUCUGAAGCCGUGUCAUGGUGCGAGGAGGGGCUGAGAAUAGAUCCAAAAGAAAAGAAACUCCUAGAAACAAGAGCUAAAGCUGACCGACUAAAGCGUACUGAAGAGAGAGAUCUGCGAAAAGCCAGAUUGCAGGAGAAGAAGGAACAGGCUCAGAAAGAUGCUGUAUUCAAAGCUAUCAAGGAUCGCAAUAUCAAAUUGUUGCCAGUAUCUUCUAAGGAGGACAACUUAAUAUCAGCAAACCUGGCUGAGAUGUCUUUAGAUGAAUUUAGCUCCCAGAGUGAAACUGGUGCCAGGGUCUGUCUAGAUGAAAAUGGCAGCCUUUCCUGGCCAGUGUUGUUCUUGUAUCCUGAACAUGGCCAAAGUGAUUUAAUCUCUGCUUUUCAUGAGGAAUCCAGAUUUAUUGAACAUUUAAUGGUCAUGUUUGAAGAGCUACCUCCCUGGGAUACAGAAAGAAAAUAUUAUCCUAGUGAAUUAGAGCUUUAUUAUGAGGAUGAAGAAAGAGACAAGAUAUACCAGAUAUGCACCCAAUCCACACUGUUGCAAGCAUUGCAACACCAAAGGUACUUUGUGAAAGCUGGGACUCCUACUUUUUUGGUUUUGGUAAAAUUUGCUCCUUUCUCUAAAAAUUAUUUUUCGGGGAAGAAAGUUCACUGGCUUAAGUGAUCGAAUAUGA
Euleptes europaea (tarantolino) is the source of this 1171-nucleotide messenger RNA. It is a transcript of the gene TTC4, whose product is annotated as tetratricopeptide repeat domain 4. NCBI's taxonomy places the organism in Eukaryota, Metazoa, Chordata, Lepidosauria, Squamata, Sphaerodactylidae. Gene Ontology annotation, molecular function: Hsp90 protein binding. The coding region runs from base 1 to 1161 and encodes 386 amino acids. The record is from RefSeq and is a predicted model, not a curated record. The transcript has 10 exons.